Molecule: messenger RNA, 1038 nt
Organism: Aspergillus nidulans FGSC A4
Lineage: Eukaryota; Fungi; Ascomycota; Eurotiomycetes; Eurotiales; Aspergillaceae
Exons: 4
Coding region: 1-1038 (345 amino acids)
Source: RefSeq, a predicted model, not a curated record
AUGCCUGGGCCUGACACAGUUUUCAACGCCAUCGGCCUAGGCUUGAUGGGUAUUUCCAUGAUCCCUCUCGCCGACUCAUUCUUCCCGAAAGUCGAGCCGAAGUAUUCCACUCUGCGCGUCGCCGCAGGCCUCUUUGAGCCAGGUGAUUCCAGCGCUAGCACAGGAGGCAGCGUGCCGGGCGUCGCCCUCUUUGACGCCGAUAGCAACCGUGUUGGGUUUCAGUCCGGCAAGGGCCACGGCAAAAUCGAGGAAGGAAACUACAAAGACAUUCUGAUCGCUCCGAUCAAGAGCCAGAACACCAUCACUCCCGAAUAUUUGAGCGUCGUCUCUUGCGGCGCUGCCUGGUACCACUCCAACCUGGCGAUCAAAGUCAACGACGAGACGUACAAGCCCAGCUGGUUUUGGAUCCGAGGGCCUCGCGAGAACACGGGGCGUCCGACCAACAACUUUCCCAUGGGAAUUGGGCUGCGCAUUAUCGACUUUGACGGCAACGAAGCCCGUCAGGCGCAGUACGUCGAGCACCCGGAAACCCUGUGUACGACGUGCCUGCCCAUAUUCGACCCGCCGCUGAAGAACGAGUAUGGCCGCGGGGACACCGACUUCGAGAGGCUACAUACCCAAGGGAAGGUGAUGUGCGAGCCGAGCGCGAACGACAUUGACCCAUUCCCCAUGGCCGAGCAGAUCAGGAAACUGCAGAAAUGGCCGCCCGGCCGGUUAUCGACGCCGACAUAUGGGACGAAAAGGCGUUCGCUUGCUGACGCCGUGGCUGCGGGCAGCUGUACCCAUACGGAUGACUUGAUUGAGAGCUCGCACCCCAGCACACGGCUACAGAGCUGUGCCAUGAUCCCAAUGCCGUCGGCCCGGACUUUGUUUCGCACACCGCUGUGCGGAGCCAACGUCAAGGAGGGGUGCUUUGAUGUUGAGACGAAGCAGGUCCGUCGCCAGGAUCUGGCUGACCAGCGUGGUGAGACUGUUACUGUUCAUACGAAGAUUGCAGCCACACCGGUCAGAGCCUAUAAGACUGUCAAGUGGGAUUGA